Molecule: messenger RNA, 480 nt
Organism: Lathyrus sativus (Indian pea)
Lineage: Eukaryota; Viridiplantae; Streptophyta; Magnoliopsida; Fabales; Fabaceae
Source: the annotation of a GenBank genome assembly
AUGAGAACUGAAACAAAAUUGCUUCCUCAGUGUUGGGAACAAAUAAAUCACAUGUACGAGGAACGUAGACUGCUUGUUUCUCAAUCAUGUGGGGAGCUAGCAGAAUUUGUACGCCUUGAGAUUCGCGAUUCUCUUAUUUUAUCAAUUGUGCAACAACUAAUAGAAGAUUCUGCCACUAUUGUUCGAGAGGCCACAACUCAUAAUUUGGCUAAGCUCCUUCCGCUUUUCCCAAACACGGAUAAAUAUUUCAAGGUUGAGGAGUUGAUGUUCCAAUUGAUAUGUGAUCCCACAGGAGUGGUGGUGGAAACUACACUCAAAGAGAUGGUUCCUAUAGUUGUAAAGUGGGGAAACAAAUUAGACCAUGUUUUGGGGGUUUUACUCUCUCAUAUUUUCAGCUCUGCUCAGCACUGUCCACCGUUUUCUGUAGUUGAAGGGUGUAUAGAGUCAUAUCUACAUGUGUUGGGGGAAAGAGAGCGCUAG